GUGUCCUGUUGGGACCCGCCAACUGUGCGUACCACCUGAAGAGGGGCGGCGCGAACAUGGAGGGGGGAGGGAAACUGGCCGCUGGAAAAAAUGUGGUGUGUCCCAUGGCAAGUACGAAAAAGGGGAAGAGCGAGCAAAAGGGGAAUAUGAUAGGAAGUAACAUGCUAGAGGAGGAUGCGGAUGAUACUGAAUCGGGAGACGACGUAGAUGGGGGGGAUGACAUGGCGGAUGAUACGUCGGACGGUCUGAAAGGGGAAGAGGCGGCCAUGGAGGGGGUAACCAUGGAGGGGGUAACCAUGGAGGGGGUGACCAUGGAGGGGGUAACCAUGGAGGAGGCAACCAUGGAGGAGGCAGCCAUGGCGGAGGCAGCAGCGGAGGAAGCAGCCGUGGAGGAGGGGGCCGAUAUGGACGCAGUCGACAGGGAAGCAGCGGAGUUAGAAGAACGGCAGUACAACGAAAUGAAGCAGCGAAAAUGGAAAACGUCUCACGGGACUGCGCAGGGGAAAGGGGGGGCGUGCCCCAAGAAGAAGGCGGUGACGAUGAAGGGGGGGUGCAGCAAAGCAGGGAAGGCUGCAAAAGGGAGAAAAAAAACCAACGCGGUAAAGGCGCAUAGCAAUGGCAAUUUCAACAUGGUGAACGCGCUGAAGGCGAUCGAGAGCCACGACAACAGCUCGGAGGGGACGAAAAAAAGCAAAAGAGAAAGAGGAACAAACGAAGAGAACGAGUCCUUAUACGAGGAGAAAAAACAAAAAAUUAUGAUGAUUCAUCUAUUAAAAAGCAUUAAAGAACACUUAGAUAGACAGAAAAAAAAUUUCAAUAGUUUUUUGUCCUUCUUGAGUGAAAGCUAUGAGAGUUACGAACGGUUUUAUGUCUUUAAAAGUGCAAGUGGUGUGCGUAGUGGGGUGGGUGAAGAGAUGGCGAUAACGUCGCAGUCGUUUUUGAGUUUACAGGAGGAAAGUGCACCUAGGUGUGGUGAGCAGAAGGGCCAGGGCGGUCUGCUUAAAAGCGGUGGCAAGAGCGGGGGUGGAAUGGAUGAGGAGGGCGACGAAGGGAUGGAGGAAGUGGUGCAGGAAGACGCGCCGGAGGAUGAAGACGGGGAGGGCACGUCAUGGGGGGAAAGCCCAAAAAAAGGAGAAGCACCACAAAACGGAGGCGGAUCACAAAAAGGAGGCGGAUCACAAAACGGAGAAGCACCGCAAAUCGGAGAAGCACCACCAAACGGAGAAAACCCUGCAGAUAAUGGCACCACCAUUGAUGACCAGGAUAAGGACUCGAAGAAGCCCUCAGAAAAAAUCCAAAAAAUAAAAGACUUCCUAUACGACAUGCUACAGUCUAAAGAGCUGUCCAAAAAGCAGAAGGAGUAUCUUAAAGUGAUUCUGCAAAUACUUACGUUAGAGGAUGACCUGUUACAAAAGGAAAAACUGCAAGUGGAGGUAAAUAAAAAGAUAAUAGAUGUCCUGUUGGGUAAGUCCAAUGAAUUGAGAAACAUAGCAGUGCAUCUAAGUAAAGGAGAAGGAGCAGGAGAAACAGAAGGAAACCAACGAGUUGAUUUGGCUCAAAAUAUCGUAUCAAAUUUGUUGAAUUUUUCUGUCGAAUUAAAAAAUACUGGAAAUAUUGUGUAUAAUAAUAUACAAGGACAAGGAGAGCUACUUCAGAGUAUCGAGAAAAAUAUUAACAAGGCAGAGGACGAGUUGAAAAACGUCCGUGUGCAUACUGAGUACAAAGGGAAGAAGAAGGAGGAACCCCCUGUCGACCCAAGUAACAAUGAUGUCGUAGAAAACAACAAGGAGGGUCCUACUAGCUCGAAAGAGAUUAAUGGGUCCGAGUUCCUUCAGUACUGUGAUGCUGCAGAGGCAGAAGCCGAUUCUGAUGCUACUUGUCCAUUUAAACCUGUAUCAUCCUCCAAGAAGGGGUCAGCUGCCAUGAACCACAGCACCACCGGGGCCACUCAAAAAAAAGUAACGACUAAGGCUACCCACAAAAAAUUCAUCCUUGAUGAAACUAUGAAGAAUCAUUUUUUUAACAACUUUGUGAAAGACUCCGUCACGUUGAAGAAGCUCUACCGCCUGCUCUACGACAUGUUCUAG
Plasmodium cynomolgi strain B is the source of this 2087-nucleotide messenger RNA. RefSeq lists its product as hypothetical. The transcript has a single exon. The annotation marks the transcript as partial. Lineage: Eukaryota; Apicomplexa; Aconoidasida; Haemosporida; Plasmodiidae. The record is from RefSeq and is a predicted model, not a curated record.